This is a messenger RNA of Hypoxylon trugodes, 1717 nucleotides long. RefSeq names its product family A G protein-coupled receptor-like protein. The coding region runs from base 633 to 1499 and encodes 288 amino acids. Gene Ontology annotation, cellular component: plasma membrane; endoplasmic reticulum. Lineage: Eukaryota; Fungi; Ascomycota; Sordariomycetes; Xylariales; Hypoxylaceae. The record is from RefSeq and is a predicted model, not a curated record. The transcript is spliced from 3 exons.
CGUAGCUUCCCCACAUUAGGGCUGAGGGAUCGUCGACCAUACUGGCUCAAGUACCAUGUGUUACAAAGACACUUUGUUGCAUCUCUCUGAAGGUCGUCUGACUCCGCGUCGUUCCGUCGCCUUCCGUGUCCUGGGUCUGAAUAGAAUUCUCAGUGGGUAACAAUGUAUCCUAUCCCAUGCCACAAACGCAUCACUAUGAUCCGUCGCGAUCCGUCGCGCGCCCCCUACCGGGAUCUAUGGAAGAUUCUAUACAAAUCUGAGUUAUAGCUGGAUCAUAUGAUCAUUCAAGCGGGAUACCUUCGUGCGGAUCUCGGGUUUAGUCACUGUCGCUUCAUACCUUGGCUAUUGAGUCAUUACCAAUAAUCGGUCUCCGAGCUUUGCGAUAGUGUAACUCUACCACAUUAGAUCUUCGAUGCUCUCGCCAGGGGGGUUCUUGUCAUUAUAUUAUGAGCCUCGUCCCCGAUCAUUCCCCUACUCGCUCAUCAUCAGCUAUCCAGCGAAUCACCGCAACCACCGUGAUCCAAAGGCUAUAUCAGAUUUUCUCCUUUCUUCCUCACUUUGAAAGUGAACCUCCUAAUUUCGAACCUCAUAGGCUUGCCUAGUAAAUAUCAACAUACAAACAAAUAAUCGCAAUGGCUAUCCUAUUAUACCGUGGGAACGAUGCUCUCAAUAUCAACCCCCCGAGUGGGAGUGAGGAGCUAAGUGUACACGGUAGUGACUGGUUAUGGGCGGUGACGGCUAUCUAUGUUGUCUCUUUUAUCGUCUUCUUCGCUAGCAGUUUCGUCGCUCGAGCCGGUGAGAAGAUCUUCCACUAUCUCUUCACCAUUGCUCUCCUCGUCGGUUCCAUCACCUACUUUGCCAUUGCUUCUGACCUGGCCUACGAAUCGAUCCCGGUGGCCAACUACAAGCCUGUCGACGGAUGGACUCGACAAAUCUUCUGGGCUGAGUACGUCAAUUGGGUUGUCAGCUUCCCCGUUGUCGCUAUUGCUCUAGGCCUACUAAGCGGUGUCUCCUGGGCUACUAUCCUGUACAAUGUUGCUUUGUCGUGGACUUGGGUCAUUUCUUACCUCGUCUCUGCCUUCACGACAUCCAACUACAAGUGGGGUUUCUACGCCUUCGGUACGAUCGCUUGGGUCCUCCUUGCCUUCAGCACCUUCUUUACCGGCUCGACUGCCGCUCGACGCUUCGACGUUGCCCGAGACCACACCUUGUUGGCGGGUUGGAUCAACCUUCUCUGGCUCCUAUACCCCAUCGCAUGGGGUCUUUCCGACGGUGGUAACCGCAUUGGUGUAACUCCGGGUUACAUCUUCUUUGGUAUUCUCGAUGUCCUGCUAGUUCCGGCUGUCUCUUUCGCCUUCCUCGUCCUCUCUCAAAGAUGGGACUACGGAAAGUUGAACAUCGCCUUCACUCGAUAUGGCCGUGUCCCGCAAGCCGGUGAAUUCCCCGAGAAGACUGCUACUGCUCCGGCUCAGCCCGUCGUCGGUGAACAGGCCGCAUAGAUAAUUAGAAUAUCUGUAUAAAGCCGUGCGACUUCGCCUCGCGUUGAACGUCUCUUGCAGGUCACUCUCGCGAGUCGCACAAUCCUUUUUCGGAUACACACCGUUGCCCAACCUAGAUCGGUUGUCAAGCAUGGUAGGCUGGGCCUGUCACUCUUUAUGAUGUGAUGAUCAUGAUCGUCACGAAACGUAAUAAUGAUAUUAAUAAUUGGGAUCUUGGA